Molecule: messenger RNA, 1729 nt
Organism: Homo sapiens (human)
Lineage: Eukaryota; Metazoa; Chordata; Mammalia; Primates; Hominidae
Gene: MRM3
Product: mitochondrial rRNA methyltransferase 3
Exons: 4
Coding region: 27-1289 (420 amino acids)
Biological process (GO): RNA processing
Cellular component (GO): cytoplasm; mitochondrion
Molecular function (GO): RNA 2'-O-methyltransferase activity; methyltransferase activity; RNA methyltransferase activity
Source: RefSeq, marked reviewed
GUGACGCAGCCCGGGUCUCAGGGAACAUGGCGGCGCUGGUGAGACCCGCGAGGUUUGUCGUGCGACCGUUGCUGCAGGUGGUCCAGGCUUGGGACCUUGACGCGAGGCGCUGGGUCCGGGCGCUGCGGCGGAGCCCAGUGAAAGUGGUGUUUCCUUCCGGAGAGGUGGUGGAACAGAAGCGCGCUCCUGGGAAGCAGCCCCGCAAGGCACCAUCUGAGGCCAGUGCCCAGGAGCAACGAGAGAAACAACCGCUCGAGGAGUCCGCAUCCCGCGCUCCCAGCACCUGGGAAGAGUCUGGGCUUCGCUACGAUAAAGCUUAUCCCGGGGACAGGAGGCUGAGCAGUGUAAUGACAAUAGUAAAGUCCAGGCCAUUUCGGGAAAAACAAGGGAAGAUCCUGCUGGAAGGUCGCAGGCUCAUUUCAGACGCUCUCAAGGCUGGAGCUGUGCCAAAAAUGUUCUUCUUUAGCCGUCUAGAAUACCUAAAGGAGUUGCCAGUCGAUAAGCUGAAAGGUGUCAGCCUCAUUAAGGUGAAAUUUGAGGAUAUCAAGGAUUGGUCCGACCUCGUAACGCCACAAGGAAUAAUGGGGAUUUUUGCCAAGCCUGACCAUGUUAAGAUGACAUAUCCAAAGACUCAGCUUCAGCAUUCACUGCCUUUAUUAUUGAUUUGUGACAAUCUCCGUGACCCUGGGAACCUGGGGACAAUUCUGAGAUCUGCAGCUGGGGCAGGCUGCAGCAAAGUGUUACUCACCAAAGGCUGUGUGGAUGCCUGGGAGCCCAAAGUGCUCCGGGCGGGUAUGGGCGCACAUUUCCGGAUGCCCAUUAUCAAUAAUCUGGAAUGGGAAACCGUGCCCAAUUACCUGCCCCCUGACACUCGGGUCUAUGUGGCUGACAACUGUGGCCUUUAUGCCCAGGCUGAGAUGUCUAAUAAAGCUAGUGACCAUGGCUGGGUGUGUGAUCAACGAGUGAUGAAGUUUCACAAGUAUGAGGAAGAGGAAGAUGUAGAAACCGGAGCCAGUCAAGAUUGGCUGCCUCAUGUUGAGGUUCAGAGUUACGACUCGGACUGGACAGAGGCGCCGGCAGCUGUGGUGAUUGGCGGGGAGACCUACGGCGUGAGCCUGGAGUCCCUGCAGCUGGCCGAGAGCACUGGUGGCAAGAGGCUGCUGAUCCCCGUUGUGCCUGGUGUGGACAGCCUCAACUCGGCCAUGGCGGCAAGCAUCCUGCUUUUCGAAGGGAAAAGACAGCUGCGGGGGAGGGCGGAGGACUUGAGCAGGGACAGGAGUUACCACUGAGGACGCAGAAGUGACUUCUGCUUGAGGACGUCUGCAGCUCCUCCUACACCAGCACACUGGUGGGAGGCUGGCGGAGUCAGUGACUAUGGCCCCCACGUUCAGGAGGAAGGUGUGAUGCCGUCAUACAGUUACAGGAAAAAUAAGAACUUCCUCAGAAAGAACAGGUCCGAAUUCUUCCUGUCGCGUCACUGAUUUUGAGGUUCUUUUUUCUCUUGGUGACAAUAGGUGACCCACGUGGCUCUGUGUGUUUUUAAAAAUUGUCCACCAAGAAGCACUUUGUGCCCAGAAAGUUCCUGAAGCAUCAUCCUGGCAGGGAGGCGCCUGCUCCACCAGCUGGUGGGUGUUUGUAAUCGCCAAGCACCAGCUAUAGGUCACAGCCACAUCACUCACAGCUGAUCACUGGUUGGUGGAAAAUAAACUAUGAGCAGCAGAUUACGUUA